Messenger RNA from Dendronephthya gigantea, 701 nucleotides. RefSeq lists its product as uncharacterized. NCBI's taxonomy places the organism in Eukaryota, Metazoa, Cnidaria, Anthozoa, Malacalcyonacea, Nephtheidae. The annotation marks the transcript as partial. The transcript has a single exon. The record is from RefSeq and is a predicted model, not a curated record.
UCCAAUUUUCCAAAUGUGAAGAUUAUCAUUGAUUGUACAGAAAUUUUUACAGAGAAACCAUCAUCAUUGCAAGCAUGCAAAGAAAUAUAUUCCAAUUAUAAAGGGCACACAACAUUCAAGUUUUUAGUUGGAAUUGACACACAUGCAGCAGUUGUUUAUGUUUCUCGAGCUUGGGGUGGGCGCACUUCGGACAAACAUAUUACAUCAAACUGUAAUGACUUACUAGAUGCAAUGAAAGAGGGGGAUGAGAUAAUGGCUGAUAGAGGAUUUGACAUAGAUGAUGUCUUAAGUGUUCCAGGUGUUAAAGUUAUCAUCCCAGAUUUUAAGGGGAAAGACCGCUCACAAAUGAGGGCAGUUGAAAGUAGAAGGUCAGAAAAUAUAGCAGUGGCACGAAUACAUGUGGAGAGGGCAAUACAGAGAAUCAAGAUUUAUCGUAUUCUUCGAACUGAAAUACCUUUGACUAUGACACACUUAGCUGAGCAAAUAUUUACUGUUUGUGCCUAUUUAGUUAAUUUCCAGUCCCCAAUACUACAAUAGGUUGACAGUUAAAUAUUGAAUAGAGCAUUGGAAACAAAACUUUUCAAUAUCAAAUAUUUCAGAAUCAUACUUUGAUAUAUAUUUCCCUAACAUAUUAUUUGUCUGUACAAUAAAUUACAGUAUAAGUAAACUAUAUGUACAAUUCAACUAUUUAAAGUUUUCAA